CGUCGCAGUUUGCGUCAAAACUACGUCAAAAUGCACCCCACCAGAUUUCCCACAUAUUUUCACGCUUCGAUAGUUUACAAAUGUUUUGUUUAGAUUUAUUUUAAGCUUCAAUGGCUGAGAAGAAGAAUGAAUAUCCUCCGAGUGUGGAGGCAGACAGACGCCUGCUCCCUUUCGAAACAUGGGAAGACUACUUGGAUUCCCUAAUUGAGAUUUCUGAUCUAAGGAACUUGAGAAGUAUCGCAUCAGCUAGGACUGUUGCUGCGCUUGGUUACAGAGCAAACGGUGACACACUAUCAGAGAAAGAUUUCUAUGCUCGCCGUAGCGUGAUAUAUGGGAUUGUAUAUCCCACUUUAAAGCCUUACGUGCUGGUGAGCGAGGGUGCUGACGUCGAAGAUCCUUUUAACAGAGAACUUGCUGUGAGGGAGCGAGCGAACCGAGUCGGCAUAUUGCAGUCUAUCCUAUUCAUACGACACUUCACAAAGGGCGGUUUUGAAAUAUCCGGCUACAUAGACUACGCACAUCGGCUGAUCACCGAGAACUGGACACCAUUUUUCCGUUCAAACAAAAUGCUUUGGCCUAGGGACUCGGACCUGGGAUAUUAUCACUGGAGGCAUGGCACUGUCAGGAGUAAUAUCAGCAGAAACUAUAAGCCAGUAAUGGAUCCAGACAAAGGGCUGCUAUUUCAAAACCGUCACGAUCAUAAAAUAGUUUGCCCGGACCCGCAACAGGACCCUGGACAGAACACAACCAAGCAGAGAAUCUACUCGCCAAAGUACACGCAGAUUGAAAUAUACGAUCAUGUUGUCAGAAGGAAAAGCUGAAAGUAAAAUAAAAGAGACAAAUAAU
Manduca sexta (tobacco hornworm) is the source of this 846-nucleotide messenger RNA. RefSeq names its product cilia- and flagella-associated protein 299. Lineage: Eukaryota; Metazoa; Arthropoda; Insecta; Lepidoptera; Sphingidae. The record is from RefSeq and is a predicted model, not a curated record. The transcript is spliced from 4 exons. The coding region runs from base 111 to 821 and encodes 236 amino acids.